Messenger RNA from Vigna angularis (adzuki bean), 2994 nucleotides. RefSeq lists its product as uncharacterized. Lineage: Eukaryota; Viridiplantae; Streptophyta; Magnoliopsida; Fabales; Fabaceae. The transcript has 3 exons. Bases 1 to 2994 code for a protein of 997 amino acids. The record is from RefSeq and is a predicted model, not a curated record.
AUGGAGAUCCUAGCGACCACCAGGAACACACCGGAGGCGUCCUCUUCAAACGCUACUAAUCAGGCGGAGUGGAGCUUGGAGAGUUUUCUCCAGCAUCACCCUGCAAAAUUCAAUGGGAAGUGCCUCCCUAACAAGGCUGAUCAGUGGUUGAGGGACAUGGAGAGAAUAUAUAAUGCCAAGAAGUGCCCGGACGACAAUCGCUUGGCAUUCACGGAGUAUCUGCUAACCGGGGAAGCAAGCCACUGGUGGACGAGCAUGAAGGCUAUAUUGACGGACGCUCACAGUCCCAUCUCUUGGGACGUUUUCAGAAGUAAGUUCUAUGAAGAGUUUUUCCCAGACAGCGUUCGUUUCGCCAAGGAAGUGGAGUUCCUUCAACUGGUGCAAGGCGGAAUGUCCGUUUCUGAGUAUACCAAUAAGUUCAAGCAUCUGGUCCGUUUCAAUACCAUGGCGACCAGCGAAGAGUGGCAGUGUCAGAAAUUUGAGAACGGGCUGAGGAGUGAAUUGAAGUUGCUGAUAUCCAGCCUAUGUAUUAAGUCGUUUCCUGCCAUGGUGGAGAGGACCAAGGUGUUGGAGAAGAAUGUGGCCGAAGUAGAACAACAGAAGAGGCAACAACAGGUGAUAAGGGGACCAGUGUCUGCUAGAAACAAUGUGAAUUUGAGAAGAGCGUCGUACGCUCGACCCGCGCAAACGUCAAAUUCUAGGGGGUCUCAAUCUGCAUUAGCUGUCGGACAGUCUGGACAGCAGGGGUCAGUGAAGUGUUUCCAGUGUGAGGGACCCCAUUACCGAUCAUCAUGUCCUCAGAUGGCGGGAGUAAAAUAUUGCACUCGCUGUAGAAGGAAUGGACACUUAGACAGCGAGUGUAACAUGGGUGGACGAGCGGCCAUGAGACCACCAAACGCUGGAAGAAUCCACCAAGGAAGGGGAGGCCGAGCGCAGGCAGUGGGGAGAGUAUAUGCAAUAACGGAGGCUGAAGCUGCCAGUUCAGCGGAGAGUGAAAUGCAGUUCAACCUGGUGGUGUCAACCCCAGCGGCUGGUGAGGUUAGGACGUCUACAGUAUGCGUCAGAUGUCCUAUAGAGGUUGAAGGGCGUAGGUAUAAGGUGAAUCUCAUAUGUCUGCCUCUGAAAGAUUUGGAGGUGAUUUUAGGCAUGGAUUGGCUAGCCAUCAAUCGCAUUUUAAUAGAUUUUGGUGAGAAGAAGUUAGUUUUUCCUGAUGAAGAAGAAGAAGAGUUAACGGUGACGCUCGGUCAACUGAAGGAAGACAUUAUGGAAGGCGCCAGCUGUUUUCUGAUAAUGACGCACGAAGACCAAGAGAUUGGAGAAUUAAGACGUGAACGAUCGUCCAAUAGCGAGCUCAGUGGAGGACAGUCGGUUGUGGACGAAUUCCCGGACGUUUUUCCGGAUGAAAUACCUGGACUUCCCCCUCCUCGCGAAGUCGAGUUCACCAUUGAUUUAGUGACGACCGCAGGGCCCAUUUCGAUUGCACCGUAUAGAAUGGCACCGGCAGAAUUGACUGAACUCAAGAAGCAGAUUGAAGACUUGAUGGAUAAGAAGUUCAUCAGGCCGAGUGCAUCACCCUGGGGAGCGCCUGUUCUUUUGGUGAAGAAGAAGGAUGGCAGCUCUCGUCUUUGCAUUGACUACAAACAACUGAACAAGCUGACCAUCAAGAAUAAGUAUCCCCUGCCUCGGAUUGAUGACCUACUGGAUGAGCUGCACGGUGCGAGCGUAGUUUCGAAGAUUGAUUUGCAUUCGGGGUACCAUCAAAUUCGGGUGAAGGAAGGAGACGUUCAGAAGACAGCCUUCCGGUCUCGUUAUGGACACUACGAAUAUGUAGUGAUGCCGUUCGGUGUAACGAACGCGCCAACAAUCUUUAUGGACUACAUGAACCGUAUCUUCAGGCCAUAUCUGGACAAGUUCGUGGUGGUGUUCAUUGACGACAUCCUCGUCUACUCCAAAAGCUAUGCAGAGCAUGAAGAACACUUGAGGACAGUACUGAGCGUUUUGAGGGAAAAGGAAUUGUAUGCCAAACUGUCCAAGUGUGAAUUUUGGAUGAAGGAAGUUCAGUUUUUGGGGCACGUCGUCUCUGCUGGAGGUAUCUCAGUAGAUCCGGCCAAGGUGCGAGCGGUACUGGAUUGGGAGAGUCCGCGUUCGGUCACGGAGGUUAGAAGUUUUGUGGGACUCGCGGGCUACUAUAGACGUUUGAUAGAAGGUUUUUCUAAGAUAGUAGCACCGUUAAUACAGCUGACCCGGAAAGAUCACCCGUUCGCUUGGACCGAUCGGUGUGAAUCCAGCUUUCAAGAGCUGAAGCAGAAGUUGACGAGCGCUCCAGUCUUGGUUAUUCCGGACACGGCCAAACCAUUCGAAGUCUACUGCGAUGCGUCUCAUCAAGGUUUGGGCUGCGUUCUUAUGCAAGAGAAGAAGGCGGUGGCGUACGCUUCUCGGCAGCUGAAGAUACACGAGAAGAACUACCCGACGCACGACUUGGAGUUGGCAGCAGUCGUUUUUGCGCUGAAGAUUUGGAGGCAUUACCUGUAUGGAUCUACGUUCCAAGUUUUCAGUGAUCACAAGAGUCUCAAAAAGGCUAAUGCAGUGGCGGACGCCUUCAGCAGAAAAGCAGUUCAUGUCUCGGUUAUGAUGGUAAGAGAACUCAGUCUGGUUGAGAGUUUUAGAGAUCUAAGGUUGCAGUUCGACUUAGAACCGAACAGUAUCAGAUGCUGUAACCUUAGAGUAUCCAGCAAUAUAUUCGACAAAAUUCGAGAGAAGCAAUCGGCGGACGAAGAUCUAGUAAAGAUUUUGAGCGCGCUCAGUACAGAUCAAGCCAAGUAUUUCAAUACUAGAGCGGACGGUCUUCUUCGAUACAGAGAUAGGACGGUUUUGGCAAUGAGAUCGUUCGUCUGCAUGGAGUGCCGUCCAGUAUCAUCUCUGACCGAGACACAAGGUUCACUUCACGGUUUUGGCAAUCACUACAAAGCGAGCUCGGUAGCAAAUUGCAAAUGA